CGUACCCGGUCAAACCGGGUAAACCCGGUCGGUUAGCCCGUCACAGCGGGUCGCUCCUCCUGAGCACCGUUUUUGUCUUAUGCGGCACCGUUUAUGCUGGGAGAAGCUGAACAUGGGUUUGGAAAAUGAAAACCCUACUUGUUCUCGACCCUGCUCCAUUUUAGGUUUGCCGCAACCCCCAACUGUCUCCCGCUCCCGCAGUCGCUCGAUCGCCAUCGCCAGUAGGCCAAGGUUUGUCGGUGGCGCGCUCUAGGGCGGAGAGAUUCUUCUACACAGCUCGGCUGCCAUCUCCCUCGGUUUCCACCGCUCGGUCUCCCCUGCCUCGAGCUCGACCGCCUCUGUCUCCGUCUGGCGUCCUACAUUUGGGCUUCCUCGAGCUCGGUCGCCCCUGCUUGGAAAGUUGACAGUUCAAGCUCGGCCUUUCAUCUCUAGUUGGCAUCUCGGCCUUCCACCCUUCUCCUUGCCGAUCGACGGUUGUUGGGUUUUGGGACUUGGGACUUGGUUCCAAUAAAUGGAAACGAACGAGAAUUGUGAUGUUUUUGUUUUAGAUGUUCUAGAUGAAUUUGGUUCCAUUUGUUUGAUGUUUUAGAUGUUAGGAAGAAGUUGAAUUGUUUUAGAAGUUGAAUUGUGUUGUUUGAUGUUUUAGAUAAGUACAAUAUAAUAACUCUUUUCAUAUUCUCGAGCUAAAGAAGGCUAAAACGGGUGACCCAUUAACCCUUGACCCACUAGCUUGACCGGGUUCGGGUCGACCCUCGGAUGGCCGGGUUGACAACCUUGAAAAGAUGACACUUAUAAUUUUUUCCAGUUAAUCACACAAUGGGGUACUAAUCAGAUGGGCUGUACAAGAUAAGAAAUUAUAUAUAGGGCUUGUAAGAAGAUUAGGAGCUUAAAUCUAUUAAAACAAAAAGGUUAAUGUGAUGAAGAUCAUUAUGUGCAAAUAAUUAAAUAUAGAGUCAAUUAAUUAUGUUGUUAUACAACAUCCAAAGAAAAUAAUGGACCAAGUCCAAACUAGCAGUUCAUUGAAUUAUUCAAAAAUAAAAGGGCUAAUACCACUAGGAAACCCGAACUAUUAAUUUUGUGUCAUUUAUGUCCUAAAGUAUUCGAUAUGACAUUUGUGUCCUAACGUAUGAUAGUUGUGUGUCAUUUACGUCCUGACAAUUUUGUUGACCGUUAUAGAUAACGGUUGACCAAACGGUCAACCAUAAAAUGUUGACUGUUGAUUACAUGGCACAUAUGUGGCAGCCACAUAUGCGCCACGUCAGCUGCCACAUCAGGUUGUUAUUUUCAAAUUAAAAUUAACCAUUAAAAUACAAAAUAAAAAAUAAAAAUCUUAACAAUUAAAAUUAUUUUCAGCCACAUAUCCUCAUCUCUUCAUCCGUCAAUUUGCCCCUUCCAUUUUCGCUUUCUUGUUUUGUUUUUCUCCCGGAUCUAGCCUGAUUUCGAACUGAACCCGUUCUUCUUUUUCUUCCCCUUUGAUGAACUGAACCCCCCAACCCAAUCAGACAGGACGCCCUGUGAAGAAGCCGACGGAUGCAAGGGAGGAAGAAAAGCCUCGCCCUCUGCUCGCCGUCUCUUGGAAUCCGUCGGCGAUUUGGGCGGAGGCGGCAACGUCGGUAAACAUUCAUGAACCAAUAUGGCUUCAGCUCCGCUGCUCACUGCGGCCGGUGCUGAAUCUCGCUCCUUCUAGCGCAGGUGGUGGUGGGGAAUGGAUCGGUGCCUGGGGUGAUGACGAUUAACCGGCGAUGGAGGGGAAUGGUGACGGGUUUGGUGGCGAAUCGAUAGAGAUGAAUACGACACCUUUCAAGGACCAAUCAGAGGGAGUCGAGGAAUCGCCAACAACAAGCACCUGCCAUCCCGAUCUUGACGAGCUGUUUGAGCGAAUCCCAAGUGUAAUAGAGAUUUGGCUGGGGAGAAUCGGUGGCCGGAAAUUGUAUGGUGAAAGGCGGUGGUAGGCAGUUGGGAUUUGGCUGGAGAGAAUCCCAAAUCAAUUUGUUUACUGUUUUUGUUUUUUUUAUUUUCUUUUUUCUUAUAUGAAAAAUAACUAUAAAUUAAUAAUAAAAGUUCCACGUCAGAUGCCACAUAAGCGCUGACUAGACUUUCUGUUAAAAACUAACGGUCAACGCUAGUCAACUUUAACGGAAAAAUAGUUUGGGACACAAAUGUCAUAUCGAAUACUUUAGGACACAAAUGACACAAAGUUAAUAGUUCGGGUUUCCCAAUGGUAUUAACCCAAAGUAAAAAGCAAUAGUUAUUAAAUUGUGUUGAGAGAGGUAAUUGAGUGUUGCGUGGUCAUGUUUAUAUGUCGUUGACUCAGUGGAGGAGUUACAAUAGUGUUUGGGGCCCUUAGGCCCCUGAGAUAUUCAAAAUUACAUAUAAAUAGUUUUUUUUGGUAAUAAAAAUUAUGAAUAUAGCGAGUCAAAAUUAAAAUGAAGCUAGCGUGAAAUAAACAUAAAGAAUUUCCUAUAGCCCAAUAGUGGGUCAGUAAUUCUGUAACAGAUGGGAUGAGGUGUUAAAAUACUAGAGUUCGAGUGGUCUUUUGUAAUUGACCAUGCACAACAAAAGGACUUGUAUUGUCAUUAAAAUGGGUAACAAAUAAAAAUACAACACUUUUAAAAUUCUCUAUUCUUCUUCUUCUUCUUUCUUUGUUCUUCUUCUCUAUUGUCCUGUAAUUUCUCCAUUUCCCUACCAAUCUUCCUCCUUGCCAAUUGAAUUCAAAGAGAAGAGAACCAAUUCAAGCACAUGAGUUAAAAGGUAGUAUCGGAGUCAUUUGUCGACACCCAUGGCAAAUACAAUUCGAAUGGUGCAAAUGGAGGAACGUCUGGUUUUUGUUACCAAUCGAGCAAGAGUGAUGAAAUUGCGACUUCAGGAGCUCGGAGAUCAUAUCUCUGCCGUGGAGAUAGAGAUGAUAGUUGUUGGAUAACAAUUAGUUCUCAACUUGCGGCUUUAACGAAGUCCGAUUUCGUUUGACGAAGCUGGGUCAAACGAGACUUGUAAUCAUUGUUACUGACAUGGGGAAGCCGUUGAAUGGUCAUAGCCUUUCUCAAGGUAUCCACCCACCACCUUUUCGAUGAAGUGUGGGGUUGGGGGGUAUGCCAAUAUGCCUUCCGCCAAGGAGUGGUGUCCCAUAACAAGUCAAUGUUAAACCUCAAAUAAACACAACCCAAGGUAAUUCCAAUUCUCAGUUGUCUUUAGGAUUUCCUUCCUUCAAUGGUGAGAACCCUAGAGAAUGUAUUAGAAAAUAUGAGGGGUUGUUUUUGGAGUAUGGAAUCUAUAAUCAUGAUAAGGUCAAGGCUGACACAGUCAAUUUGGGGGGGAAGGGUUGAUAUAUGGUUUGAGGAUUGGUCUUAUCAUCGACCUGUUUUGAUUUGGAGUGAGCUUGUCAUGGUUGUGCCGGUGGUGAAUAGGUUCAUCGAAGUCCCAAAAUUAUUCUUCUUUAUGUUCUAUGGAUAAUUUUGUGCCUCAACCUUCUUCUCUCUGUGAUUCUCAUAAUUCCUCAUAUCCUUCUCCUGCUCACAGUCUUGAUGUAACCUUGAGUGUUACUAAGACGGACGCCGCUCAAUCUUCUCUUCCUACCCUCGUUUCAUUGUCUUCGUCUUCUCGUCAAAGUUUCUCAAUGUUCUAGCCUCAAACCUCUUUAUUACUACCUUCCAAAACUCAUUCAUAUCCUCUAAAUUCUCCAUCUUCAUUGUUGACUGAUUAUUCUUCUUUAAGAAUAAGCUCCUUGGCUCUUU
This is a messenger RNA of Linum trigynum, 3731 nucleotides long. NCBI's taxonomy places the organism in Eukaryota, Viridiplantae, Streptophyta, Magnoliopsida, Malpighiales, Linaceae. The record is from the annotation of a GenBank genome assembly.